This is a messenger RNA of Pantherophis guttatus, 1051 nucleotides long. Lineage: Eukaryota; Metazoa; Chordata; Lepidosauria; Squamata; Colubridae. The record is from RefSeq and is a predicted model, not a curated record.
GAUCCUGUGAAGAAGAUUCCUGACUCACAUGAAAUUACCCUCCACCAUGGCACAAAAACAGUCUCUGCUUUAGGAUUGGAUCCAUCGGGUGCCCGUUUGAUAACUGGAGGAUAUGACUAUGAUGUUAAAUUUUGGGAUUUUGCUGGAAUGGAUGCAUCUCUUCAGGCUUUUAGAUCUCUGCAACCAUGUGAAUGUCACCAGAUAAAGUCUUUGCAGUACAGCAGCACUGGAGAUGUCAUUCUUGUUGUUGCGGGUAACUCUCAAGCUAAGGUUCUUGACAGAGAUGGCUUUCCUGUGAUGGAGUGUGUGAAGGGGGACCAGUAUAUUGUAGAUAUGGCAAACACUAAGGGACACACAGCAAUGCUUAAUUCAGGCUGUUGGCAUCCAAAAAUAAAAGAAGAGUUUUUAACAUGUUCCAAUGAUGGGACUGUAAGGACGUGGGAUGUUACUAAUGAGAAAAACCAUAAAACUGUGUUUAAACCACGUUCAGCUCAAGGUAAAAGGGUGAUUCCAACAAGCUGCACCUACAGCAGAGAUGGUAAACUUAUUGCAGCUGGCUGCCAAGAUGGGUCCAUCCAGAUCUGGGAUAGGAAUAUGAAUGUUCAUACCAAGUUUCACUGCAGACAAGCACACGCUCCAGGCACUGAUACAUCAAGUUUGACAUUUUCCUAUAGUGGUACCGUUCUUGCCAGUCGGGGAGGUGAUGAUACCUUAAAAACCUGGGACAUCAGACAGUUUAAAACACCUCUUAAUUCUAUCAGUGGCCUACCAAGUUUCUUCCCCAUGACCGACUGUUGUUUUAGCCCAGAUGAUCAAUUACUUGUUACUGGCAUUUCUGUUAAGAAAGGACAUGGCAAUGCAAAACUUCUCUUUUUUGACCGGGAAACGUUUAAAAAAAUGUAUGAGAUUGAUGUCACUGAUGCGAGUGUCGUUCGGUGUCUGUGGCAUCCUAAACUGAACCAAAUCAUGGUUGGAACAGGAAAUGGAUUAGCAAAAGUAUACUAUGAUCCCUUCAAAAGUCAAAGGUAGUAAGUUUAUUUAUUUUUCUCAU